AUGGCUAAGAACUAUGUGAGUAAUUUUCGUGGUGAAAGUUUGUUGACUCCUAAUGGAAAAUAUAAUGCACCCAGCAAAAGUUCUGUAUCUGACGCUUCCAGCAAAAUUACUGCAUCUAAUGCUUACUUGGACAAUAAGGAGAAUAAUUUCAAAUUUGAAUCCCGUCCUGCUCUUGUUUUAUAUAAAGCACCUUUUAAACCUACCCUUCCAACAACCCAAAUAGUUGAACCAGUUUCAUUCGACCUAGCUACAGAAAAAAGGGCUGCAGAAAGGGAAAAGUUUGAGCGCCGUUUGAAAGAAAAAGAUGAAAAAAAUGAGAGAUUAAGACAGCAAAAAGAAAGAGAACAUAAGGAAACCGAGAAGAGAGUACAAGCAGAACUAAGAGCUAAACUUAUUCAUCAUGCUAAGCCUAUACCAACAGUAGGAUUAUUUAUACCUGAAAAGUCUUCGAAACCUCUUACUGUGUCUGAAACACUGAAAUUUGUUAGACGAUUUAAACAAAACUAA
Molecule: messenger RNA, 507 nt
Organism: Parnassius apollo (apollo)
Lineage: Eukaryota; Metazoa; Arthropoda; Insecta; Lepidoptera; Papilionidae
Source: the annotation of a GenBank genome assembly